AUGGCAAAACGACACACUGUCCGGAGGCAUGCCGGCCCGAAAUGGACGGAUAGAAAGUGCGAGGAGCCGCCGACGCUGGUAGGUUACUGUUCGGUUUAUCGCUAUCAGACGGAGUACGCCUGACGUACUGUAGGUAAAUAGAGUAGUGUGCUUGGAGAGAAUGUUCACGUUCUUUCUGUAGGUCCGUAAUUCAGCAUUAUUUGGAAUUUCAAUUCAUCUAGGCGUACUUACAACCAAAGUACACUUUAGUUGCAACAACCGUUCCCUCAACCUUCUAGUUUUUGUCUCGAUCGCCCUUCCGAUUAGCACUUCCCGUGUGCCCUUCUCCGUCUUGCACUAGGUAGAAAUGGCGAUCGUCGUGGCUUGACACUGACCCGCUUUCCCGUCGCACUUUCCCGAGAAUAUCUGUUGCGCAAGCAAUUGUCUACAGUGUUCGCAAGGGGUCAAGAAAACGAGAGAGAAACGAUAACUGGCAUCAAUAAUCAACUAGCAAUCAAACAUUUCAGAAAGACGAUCUGGCGUCGUGGAUGCAGCUUUCAAUGAGUGGCCAAUUCGACGAUACGGCUCUCGAGGAAUGGAGCACAAACGGAGAGGAGCCGGCGAUUUGUGAGAAGUCCCCGAGGGUCGAGGGAAGCACUUCGAUCAUGGAAAGGGCGCUCUGUCCGUGGGAGAGCAGGUACGAAUACACGAAGAUUGAUGGAAACACCUAAUUGUGCUCAUGUUUCAGAGUCAAUUACCAAGAGAGUCGUGAGCCGAAGCUGAUCGCCGAGUCGGUGUGUCUUUGCCGGAGAAGCCGUGGCUCCACCGGCGCCUUCUGCAUGCCCAUCGUCCGCAAAGUGCCGAUUCUCCGUCGCGUUUCCUGCGAUCGUGCCACCGGCUACUGGAACUACACGCGCUCCACCGAACUGAUCACCGUCGGAUGUCAUUCUGUCCUUCCCCGAACUCAGCGAGCAGCCCGUCUCGCCAACCUGUCGGCCGAUCGAUCGAUUGCCGUCUAA
Caenorhabditis sp. 36 PRJEB53466 is the source of this 998-nucleotide messenger RNA. Lineage: Eukaryota; Metazoa; Nematoda; Chromadorea; Rhabditida; Rhabditidae. The record is from the annotation of a GenBank genome assembly.